AUGGCUACAGACUGGGCAGCAAAAUUGGCUCAAGCAGCAACACAACCAACUAACUCAACACAACCAACACAACCAACUCAACCGAAAUUGGGUCAUGACCGUCAAGCUCAACCGAAGCCAGAUAAGAAGGUGAAAACAUCAAGAUCACCAUCAAGAUCACCCCCACCUACAUUCAAUGCUCAAGAAAUCAAGCAAUUCUUGCACACCAACUACCAAUCAUACUUGACAAAAGCACGAGAAGAUAAAGAUGGGGAACAGUAUAAAGUUUACAAGUCGCUUGAAUCAUCGAAUCAAUGGGAAACACAAGUUGUUAAUCCAAGGAAUGUAUUGAGGAAUCGACCUCAGAGUAAUACUGUUGACAUAAUUUUUGAAAUAAAUCGGUCUAUUUACCAACAAAGGCAAGGGGAGAAGAAGUAA
Molecule: messenger RNA, 417 nt
Organism: Lodderomyces parapsilosis
Lineage: Eukaryota; Fungi; Ascomycota; Pichiomycetes; Serinales; Debaryomycetaceae
Exons: 1
Coding region: 1-417 (138 amino acids)
Source: RefSeq, a predicted model, not a curated record